AUGGAUAUCGCGGAGACACUUUGCCUCUACCGCCGAGUCGUCUGCAACAGCAACGGCAACGACAAAGGCGACCAAAGUAUCGCCUCUACAGGGGAUUCGAGUGCUGGAUAUGACGCGGGUCUUGGCUGGGCCUUAUUCGCCGAAGUCAUCAAGAUCGAACAUCCCACGCGCGGAGACGACACUCGAGCAUGGGGUCCGCCGUUUGCGAAAUAUAAGCCCGACGCUGCCGUCAAAGGUGACAGGCCCGGCGAAAGCGCCUACUUCAUCGGGGUCAACCGCAACAAGAAAUCCGUCGGCCUCUCAUUCCAACACCCCGACGGGAUCAAGAUCCUGCACGACCUCGCCAAAACCGCCGACGUGCUCGUCGAGAACUACAUUCCCGGCUCGCUGAAGAAAUACCAGCUCGACUACGAAACCGUCCGCACGCUCAACCCCAGCCUGAUCUACGCCUCUAUAACAGGAUACGGACAGUACGGGCCCUACGCGUCACGCGCCGGCUACGACGUCAUGGUCGAGGCGGAAAUGGGCCUCAUGCACAUCACAGGCGAGCGCGACGGGUCGCCGGUCAAGGUGGGCGUCGCGGUCACGGACCUCACGACGGGACUGUACACGUGCAACGCCAUCAUGGCGGCGCUGCUGGCGCGGCAGCGGACGGCCACGGGCCAACACCUCGACGUCUCGCUCUCGGACUGCCAGGUGGCGACGCUGGCCAACAUCGCGAGCUCGGUGCUGGUGAGCGGCGAGCGCGACGGCGGGCGGUGGGGCACGGCGCACCCGAGCAUCGUGCCGUACAAGGGCUUCAAGACGCGCGACGGCGACGUCAUGCUCGGCGGCGGCAACGACCGCCUCUUCGGCAUCAUCUGCGACAGGCUGGGCAAGCCCGAGUGGAAGAGCGACCCCCGCUUCGCGAGCAACGACGCCCGCGUGCGCAACCGCGCCGUCCUCGAGCGCAUGAUCGAGGACGUCACCCUCACGCGCACGACGGGCGACUGGUUGGCCGUGCUGGAGGGGAGCGGCCUGCCGUACGCAGCCAUCAACGACGUCAAGGACACGCUGGAGCACGAGCACGUCCAGGCCAGGGGCAUGGUCACUGAGCUCGAGCAUCCCGCGUGCGGGCCCGUCAAGGUCGUCAGCCACCCGGUCAAGUACUCGGAGAGUUUGGCCGGCGUGAGGUCUCCGCCGCCGACGUUGGGAGAGCAUACGGAUCAAGUGCUGCGGGAGGUGUUGGGCAUGGAGGCCGCAGAGGUGGAGAGGUUACGCAUCGAUGGAGUAGUGGCGUAA
This is a messenger RNA of Cladophialophora carrionii CBS 160.54, 1281 nucleotides long. RefSeq lists its product as uncharacterized. The transcript has 5 exons. The record is from RefSeq and is a predicted model, not a curated record. Lineage: Eukaryota; Fungi; Ascomycota; Eurotiomycetes; Chaetothyriales; Herpotrichiellaceae. The coding region runs from base 1 to 1281 and encodes 426 amino acids. Gene Ontology annotation, molecular function: catalytic activity.